This is a messenger RNA of Sphenostylis stenocarpa, 1110 nucleotides long. The record is from the annotation of a GenBank genome assembly. Lineage: Eukaryota; Viridiplantae; Streptophyta; Magnoliopsida; Fabales; Fabaceae.
AUGGUAGCAGAGGGUGCUGGGGUCAUCUCUGCUGCAGUAUCUAGCCUAAAUAAGUUUGCUAAUGAUGGAAGCUUUUUGCAUGAUUUUGGCAGCAAAAGGAGUAAUAAUUCUGAUGUCUCUGUUUUGGGAAGUGUUGAAUUAGAAAAAGUUUCGUUGGAAGCAAACACCCCUGGAGAAAGAAGUGCAGUAGUCAAGAAUGAGAUGAGUGCAAACCAGUUGGCAGCUAAGGCUAUGCAACUUCGAUUGAAGGGAAAGCAUGAAGAAGCUGAGAAACUGAUGUCUAUCUUGAAAUAUGACUGCCUUCAUGGUCUCUGCUACAUUAUCAAGUUUGUUUUCCAUCAGAAUUUGCCACUGGUUAUUAAAAAUUUUCUGUCAGUCUUGCCUUUCACUUGCCCUGAAAUUAGACAUUUUGCUCUUCCUGGACCUCUCGUUCAUGCUUUCUAUGGAUUAUUCUUGGAAAUAGAAUCUCAAGAAGUAAAAGUUAUGAACACAAAACCGGAAAAUCAUGAUCAUUCAACUAGAUCAAGAACUGAUGGUGACAUUUCUUAUGCUGCACAAAAACUGGGUACGCUAUGCAAGCAAGAUAGGCAUCUUGCUUGCACGAUCAUGCAGAACAAGCAGUUUGAGGUUCCCACUCAGGCUGAUGAUGAAUAUGAUUUUGAUAGUGGUCCAAGCAGAAAGAGUAGAAAGAAGCAAGGAGGAGAUGAUCAGAAGAUCCAGAAAAAUACUAAUUGCAAACUUCACAUAACUUAUGUUGCCACAGUGGCAGCCAUUGGUUCCUGGUCAAUGCUGCAUUAUACCUAUUCAGAGAAGGAGGUAGUGUUGUUUGAGACUGUGAUGGGAUUGGCACCACAACGACGACAUUGUAGGGUUGAGUGCAUUCCUUUACCCCAAGAUAUUGCCAAAGGUGCUCCUCUGUACUUUAAAAAGGGUUUUGUCCAUGUUAUUGAUGAUGAAAAGCAGUUUAAUGGCAUUAUACAUUUGGCAGAAGAGGACAUGUACAGGCGACGACGCUACGAGGCCGUCGAGGUACAAAAGCAAGCAGUUGCAAGCUUUUUCAAAGAGUGGAAUCAUUUUGACUGGACAAAACAGCUUAAUGAAACUUCCUAA